This is a messenger RNA of Osmerus eperlanus (European smelt), 4998 nucleotides long. It is a transcript of the gene nwd1, whose product is annotated as NACHT and WD repeat domain containing 1. Gene Ontology annotation, molecular function: protein binding. The coding region runs from base 1 to 4788 and encodes 1595 amino acids. The record is from RefSeq and is a predicted model, not a curated record. The transcript has 19 exons. Lineage: Eukaryota; Metazoa; Chordata; Actinopteri; Osmeriformes; Osmeridae.
AUGAGCAGUGAAAAAACUGCCUUAUAUGACAAAGCUUAUCCAGAACUCCAAACCUUUUGCCAGAGUCUAGGCUAUGUCUUUGAGGUUGUGGAUAUGGAAUGGGGAGUCCUGGACACUAUCUCAACUGACCACAUGACCACAGAAUUGUGCCUCAGGGAGAUUGAGGUUUGCAAGCAACUGUCAGCUGGUCCAAGUUUCAUUGCUCUGCUCGGGAACAGGUAUGGUCAUCGUUCUAUACCUCGUGUCAUCCCAGAAAAAACAUUUGAGAUGCUCUUGUCCAAAGUAUCAAGGGAUCAAGAAGGGCUGAAACUUCUAAACCAAUGGUUCUUCAAAGAUAACAAUGCCCUCCCACCCGAAUAUGUACUUCAGCCAAUAACAAACAAUUUAACACACUACAAAGACCUUCGACCUGAGAGUAAGCAGCAGCGGGAAAAAGAUAUAUCUUCCUGGCGCCACAUAGAGAGCCAACUAUUGCAACUCCUACGCACUGCUGCCAUACAGGCUGAGAAAGAUGGGGAUAUCAUGACUGAGCAGAAACAUCAGUUCUUCAGAUCGGAAACAGAAACUGAGAUUGAAGAGGGUCUGAGAGGGCAGGACAGUAGCACUUCAGCCAUUAUCUUUGUGCGGGAGCUCCCUAGUAAGCACACUAAGGAAAUGAGGCCCAAACAUCUGUCCCAAUAUUUAGACGUGACCCCAGAUGGUCUAUUGGACACAGAAGCCCAGGACCUUCUUGCAGUCCUCAAGUCUCGCCUCUACGCUUCUUUGACAGGCAUCAUCAACUUGCACUGUGUGGAGCUGAACAAGGGUGCCAUUGACUCUAAACAUAAGGAGCAUGCCCUUUACCUCGACAGCAUGUGUGAGCAGUUUGUCUGCCAAAUCAAGAAAAGUGUCUCAAGUGAGACCUGGUCUUCAGGGGGUCUGGGAUUGGAGGGGAAGAGGGUUAAUGGGGAGAGGAGCAGGGGAAAAGUUGAGGAAAACUGGACCUGGGUGAUUGAGGACAUUUAUUGUCAUACAGCAUUGUGCAAUGCUAUGUGUGCUAGGUUCUGUGGCAGGGAGGGGCUUCUGGGUAAGAUGUGCCUGGCCAUGUGGGAAUCAAGCAACACAUACCACGGACCAUUUGUUGUUCAUGGAGAUGUAGGGGUGGGCAAGACAGCAUUUCUUUGUAAGUUAGUGCAGGAGAUGCGCAACGUCUUGGACCCCGGGGCUGUUGUGGUAUUCAGGUUGAUAGGCAUGGGGCAUCCACCCAGACCAGAUGUGGAUUAUGUCCUCCAUAGCAUCUGUAUCCAGAUUUGCACAGCCUUCAGUUUGCCACAGCCAAAACCACAAAUUGCCGAUAUACAUCAGGAGCUGGUACUAUUCUUCCACUUUCUUUUAGACAAGGUUUCCCAACAAGGCAACACGUUGCUUCUCAUACUUGACUCCCUGGACCAACUGUCUGAGGUCAACCAUGCUCACAAACUGUAUUGGUUACCCAAAGACAUCCCACCCCAUGUUCAUUUGGUGGUCUCCACUACAAAUCAAAAUUCCCUUGAUCUUCUCAAAAUGAAUGAGGCAAUUUUCUUUGAGGUAGAGCCACUGUUAUUUACUGAAGCUGAAGAGAUCAUGGACACCUACAUGAGAGCUUUGCAACGAACCCUCACCCCAGAACAGAGAGAGGCAGUACUUUGUAGCUUUGAAAAGUGUGGUAGACCCCUGCAGCUGAUGCUGAUACUUGAGGUUGCUAAACAAUGGCCAUCCUAUAAGCCUUUGACAGAGCAAAAUCUGUAUAGUAACCCACAGGAAGUGAUGUCACAUGUGUUUCUUGGUCUGGAGGAGAGGCAUGGAAAGCAACUUGUUGGUGCUACCUUAGGAUACAUAAUUUCAGCGAGGAAUGGAUUGUCAGAGGCAGAACUUCAGGACAUCCUGUCACUUGAUGACAAUGUCCUAGAUGAACUCUAUCAGCACUUUCUCCCACUUAACAACAAAGUCAUCCGCCUGCCUUUUCUACUAUGGGCUCGUCUCAGACAUGACCUAGGAGACCUAAUAGUGGAGAGACAGGCCCAUGGUAUGAAGAUACUCAGAUUCCAGCACAGGCAAGUAACUGAGAUGGUGCGGGAAAGGUACCUGAGUGCAGAACUGCAACUUCAAAGACACAAGAUCUUGGCAGAGAACUUUCUGGGUCACUGGAGCCAAGGCAAACUCAAACCUCUCAUGCUGUCAUCUACUAAGGUGCCAGUGGUUUCUGACCGAAAGGUUUCCCCACAGCCGUUGUGGUUGGCUAAAGGAGUGGCUAACAUCAGAAAACUGCAAGAACUACCCUACCAUCUUAUUCAUGCAGGCCUCUGGGACGAGCUGCGCCAGGAAGUCAUUGGCAGUACUGAGUGGCUGUACUGUAAAACCCUGGCCUGUGGAGUGACCAGUGUCAUUCAAGACCUGUCCCUCUGCAGUGACCUCAUGAACUGUACAGAGACCGAGCUGAUCCGAGACACACUCAUCCUGAUGAAGCCGACCUUGGACUUUUUGGAUGGACACAUUGACCCUUCCCUUUUUUAUAUUGAGCUGAAUGCCAGGCUCCACUCAUUAACUGAGUUGCACCCAUCGCUAAUUGGACGGCUCUGCUCCCAGUGUCAAGCCUGGCUAACAACAUGUCCAGACCCCACCCUGGCUCCACAGUGCAGUUUUUUCCAGUCUCCAGGAGGGCCACUAAAGGCAACACUUGCUGGUUUCCAAAGAGGGGUCACCGCUCUUGAUAUUUGUCUUGAGACUGGUGUAUUGGUGGCAGGCUCAGAAGAUGGGAAGAUGAUCAUCUGGGACCUGAAUGAGCUUGAAGUCAUACAAACUCUAGUCAGCCACACAGCUGCAAUUUUGUGUGUCAAAUUAAUUAAAAAAGGCACUCAGUGUGUAUCGCUGGCUUCUGAUGGGACACUGGGGAGGUGGAGCGUGUUGAGCGGCAGGCAGAUUUUUUGUGUCAAAGAAGCUGCACCCAAUAAGCCUUUGCCUACAAUUCCACACAUCCUUCUGUCCGAGGAGAAGGAACUUGUUUUUGUACAAACAAGAGACCAAAUGAAAGCAUGGCACCUAGAUUCAGGAGAGCCUGCCUUUAAUGUUAUAAAUCCAAAGUCAGUCAUUCUUGGUGUUUUAAAUGGAACAGUUGUGUCCCUAUCAGACGAAGGACUUGUCACAUUUAUUUGCCCAUCUACUGGAACGAAGAUGGUGGAAACUAAUUUAGGAUAUUCUGCACCAAGUAUAAACCUGAACUGUACCCUUACAAUGCCACAAUGUGACCGACUUCUUAUAGUAUCUAAAGACGGCUUUCUCUAUCAGGUUUCCAGCACUGGGAGACAGUCUGUCACAGAGUUUAGCGUCAAUGUCUCCUUUCUCUCCCUUGCUGAGGAUGAGAGGACACUAUUUGCAGGUUGUGAUAAAACAUUGAACAUGUUCAACAUAGAGAUGGACUCCAUAGAGAAGUUCUUUGGUUUGCAACAUGAGGACACAGUACUGUGUGCUCAAUCGUCCAGGAAUAGCAGAGUGGUACUCACUGGCUCAGAAGACCAGAUCAUACGUGUUUGGUCUAUAACAACCGGCAUCCUUCUGGACUCCUUGCAUGGCAUGGAAGGUCCUAUCAAUACACUUAUAUUGUUUGAGGGCACAGCUAUCUCAGCCUCAAAUGGUACUGACUAUCUCAGGCUAUGGCAGCUACAGUACAACAGGAAACACAAACCCAGAGCUUGCAUUCCUGCAGGAUGCCCUCACCUCACCCUCACUAAAGACGGUGACACAGUGUUUUACGUCAAAAGUAAAGGACAGAAAGAGGUUUUGGCAUGGAACUGCCACACAGGUUCCCUUACUGACACCAUGGCUACCUCUGCUGAAGUAUGCUGCCUGGAGCUGGCCCAGGACAAACGCCUGCUCUUCUGUGGCCUCAACACAGGCACCAUCCUUAUCUAUCCAUUAGCUUUCCCACACGAAACUCUGUGCAUUCCUCCUCUUGAGACCGUCCCCAGAGUGUGCUGCUUGGCUGUCAGCUCCCAAGAGAAACACCUUGCUGUAGCUUAUGAUGACUCUGUGUGUUUGUUUGAGAUCACAGACAGGGACAGCUUCCCUAGUGUGGAGGGACCCUUUGAAAGAUUCCCCCUAUCUCUCCUCCUUCUCUCCUUCUCUGUGUCCGCCAUGACACUUUUGCCAGACAAAAGGCUUCUCUACGGCACAGACAGUGGGGAGGUGACAAUCUAUGACUUCAAGAGUGCCACAGCCAUGUCCCUUGACGGUCACCAUGGCAGGGUGACCUGUAUCACGGCCAGCAACUGGGGGACACAUGCUCUGGUGGGGUCAGAGGAUGCGGUGCAGAGGCUAUGGGGGUUGAACCCCGUGGUGUUGGAUCACACAAUGGAAUACAAGGGGUUCUUCUUUGAAGGGGUUCUCUGUGCUACUUUCUCUAAGUGUGAUCAGUACGUCUUUACAGGAACACAAGAUCGAACCAUCAAUAUUUGGGAUGUGGCAUCUGGAAAUCUUUUAUAUGUCCAGUACGUUUAUGCUCCCAUCAUCAAAUUGUUGUCGCAUAGAAGUGGCUUCGUAGCAAUAUCCCAGCUCGGCGACAUUAUCAAAGCAGGUUUCCACUGUCCUUAUAAAAUCCGUCCAGAAUACAAUCCACUCCGGAACAUCAAGGCCCAGUACAGAGUCACUUCUCGGGAGAAGAAUCUGGAAAACAGAGACAUUGUCAUCUCAAAAGUCCCUGGUUACAAUCCAGCCCAAUUUGACUUCAUGGGAAUGCUUAAAUCUAAAACCUCAAGCACAUGCCAGUUGCUAUGAGGUGUUGGUUGUAAUUUGAAUUUCCAGAUUGUAACACCACUGGUAAUGUAUAAAAUGGCAUGUAUAAAACUAUGGUUAUGUUCUCAUUUGGUUCUGGGAUUUGCAGCUUUUAUCCUAAUUUAGCCAGUGUUAGCUGGUUGUUUAUUGGUCAGAUAGUUCAUUGGUUAGAUUGUCUGGACUUGUGUCUUGGUUAUGGGUUAGAUAUUUAGU